This is a messenger RNA of Triplophysa dalaica, 1748 nucleotides long. RefSeq names its product X-box binding protein 1 (gene xbp1). Gene Ontology annotation, cellular component: nucleus. NCBI's taxonomy places the organism in Eukaryota, Metazoa, Chordata, Actinopteri, Cypriniformes, Nemacheilidae. The record is from RefSeq and is a predicted model, not a curated record. Gene Ontology annotation, molecular function: DNA-binding transcription factor activity, RNA polymerase II-specific; RNA polymerase II transcription regulatory region sequence-specific DNA binding.
CGCUUCCACUUCUUCAGUUUUCAGAGAUCACAGGGUGGACGAAACAAGACGAUUUUCGGAUAUUUUCCCACCCCUAAAAUACACCAAAAAGGAUUUUUGCGCAGGCAAUAUGGUUGUAGUCACAGCAGGUGCCGGAGGGGCCCACAAAGUCCUCCUCAUAUCGGGGAAACAGAGCGCUUCGCCCGGCGCAACACACGGCGGAUAUAGCCGGUCCAUAUCUGUCAUGUUGCCUAACCAGCCCUCUUCUGACUCCGACUCCAACAAUUCUGGACCGCCGCUGCGUAAGAGGCAGAGACUCACACAUCUGAACCCAGAAGAAAAAGCACUUCGAAGGAAACUGAAGAACAGAGUUGCUGCACAGACGGCGAGAGACAGAAAAAAGGCCAAGAUGGGAGAGUUGGAGCAGCAGGUUUUGGAAUUGGAGCUUGAGAAUGAGCAACUUCACGUUGAGAACAGACUGUUACGAGAGAAGACGAGUGAUCUUAUCAGUGAAAAUGAAGAGCUGAGACAGAGACUGGGUUUGGAUACCCUGGAAACAAAAGAGAAGGUCGAGGUGAUGGAUUCUACGGUGAGCGAUUUGGAUUUGGUGACCGGGUCUUCUGAGUGCAGUACUCAGGCUACGUGUGCCUCCGCAGCAGGUGCAGGCCCAGCAGUUACCAAAUCUGAAGACUUCACCAUGGAUCCUCACAGUCCUGACUCUGCAGAUGUUGAGACUGAUCUCUUGCUUGGUAUUCUGGACAUCCUUGACCCAGAGCUGUUCCUCAAAACUGGGAUCCCAGAAGCACAGGAAGGCCAUCAGCAGCUUGUGCUGUCUGGGGGUGCAGGAGAACAAGUACCUGCCUCCCCACCUGCGCCUUUGGGGCCCGCACCAGCUAAGCUGGAGGCCCUUAAUGAACUGAUCCACUUUGACCACAUCUACACCAAACCCGCCGAGGUGGCGAGUGAGGAGAGCAUUUGCGAUGUCAAACCCGAGGCGGAUCCUGAGUGCGUUGCCUUCUCCGCAGACGAUGAGGAAAUCGAGGUGGAGGUCCAAACGGUGUUCGUCAAGGACGAGCCAGAGGAUGUGGUUAUCCCCACGACAGAUGAGAGUCCGAAUGGGGUCGACGACUUCCUAUCCGACGCCUCGUCCUUCAAUGACUACGAGAAGACUUCGUAUCUGACAGAUGCAUACAGUGACUCUGGAUACGAAAGGUCCCCAUCCCCCUUCAGCAACAUAUCAUCCCCCCUCUGCUGUGAAAGCUCUUGGGAGGACAUGUUUGCUUCUGAACUCUUUCCCCAAUUGAUCAGUGUCUAAAAAAAUGAUGCGUACAAAAUCAUUUGCAAACUCGCCAGCCUUUGCUCUUUACAGUAUAAGUAAUUGCCACACGCUUGAUAGUGAUACAAAAGAGUUCAACCCCUCUUAGACCAAAGGCAUUGCCUUACGGGUUCUGUUGUAAUACUGCAGGUCUGUGUUGUUUGGUUAAGAGCACAAAGACUUGUGGGAAUUGCAGUCCAACAACCGUUUUGAUAAGUGUAGCAGUUCGACGUACAGUUCAAAAGCAACCCAGUAUUUUUGUUGGGGAAAGGGGAUGGGGGGGGGGGGGGGGGGUAAUUGUUUUAAAAGUAAAACUAUUUAUUUGUGUAUCUCGUUUUCCAGAGUCUUCUGUAUCAUGUCUGUCUGUCUCAGAUAAUAUGCUUCGUGUACGACCUAAUUUUAUUGUAAAUGCUCUCCUCAAUCAUAUUGCAUUAAAAAAUUUUGCUUCGCAUAA